AUGGGAGAUAAAGGGACGUCAGUGGUGCAGGUCACAGCCACUGACGCAGACGACCCCACGUAUGGAAACAGCGCUAAAGUGGUCUACAGCAUCCUCCAGGGGCAGCCCUACUUCUCUGUGGACCCUAAAACAGGUGCGUGUCGCUGGGCUUACGUGCUCCUCUGCGGGGCGUUCAGGGCUUUUUGGGAUUCCGUCAAUUUUACAUGA
This is a messenger RNA of Knipowitschia caucasica, 207 nucleotides long. NCBI's taxonomy places the organism in Eukaryota, Metazoa, Chordata, Actinopteri, Gobiiformes, Gobiidae. The record is from the annotation of a GenBank genome assembly.